Molecule: messenger RNA, 647 nt
Organism: Enhydra lutris kenyoni (northern sea otter)
Lineage: Eukaryota; Metazoa; Chordata; Mammalia; Carnivora; Mustelidae
Product: pistil-specific extensin-like protein
Exons: 3
Coding region: 35-544 (169 amino acids)
Source: RefSeq, a predicted model, not a curated record
GGCCGAGAGCCCGCGCGCCGCCAACAGAUGUGGGAUGGCGCAGGACUUCUGGAAGCUACAGAAGCUCCUCUUCCUGAACGGGGGACCCAAAGCGAGCUGUGACCUUGUCUCCCUGGCAGCCUGUGCUCCCAACCCUGGAGUCCUGUUCUUCCUCUCCGUCCUGCCCCUCCGGUUCGCCCCUACUCUACCGGCCACAGUACAAGUCCCCGAAAGAGCUGGCAUGCUCCCGCUCUCCACUCCCACUGCCAUUCCCUCUGCGCCCACUCCAGGACUCAUGGAAACUUCCUCCACAUUGCCAAGUCCAGCAUGCUGCCCUCGGCUUCAUUUUACAAGCCUCUCCAGAGCAUCGGAGACCCUGAAAUGCUUUCCAUGCAGGCCUCCUAGGCCCGCCCCUCCGGACUUUCCUCCAGCCUGCCACCCCCAGUCUCCUCCUCCCCCGCCUCUAAGCACAGAAGGUGCAGGCCUGUCCUUGGACCACUUCUCAUCUCCAUCUGUACCCACUCAGGUAACCUCAUCCACAUUCAGGACUUUAAAUGCCACCUAAAACACGCCCACAUUUACAUCUCAAACUCAGAACUCCCCAGAACUCCAGACUUGCGUAUCCACCACCUACUCCCCAGCUCUGCUUGGGUGUCAGGCGCAAGCUC